This is a messenger RNA of Ilex paraguariensis (yerba mate), 642 nucleotides long. The record is from the annotation of a GenBank genome assembly. NCBI's taxonomy places the organism in Eukaryota, Viridiplantae, Streptophyta, Magnoliopsida, Aquifoliales, Aquifoliaceae.
AUGGAGAGAAUCAGAUGGUGGAAGGUCUACGCAUUGAUCGGGCUUUUGCUAUUCAGCGUGGUUCGAGAUAUCUCGGCUCUGUCAGUCACCGUCAACGACGUCGAGUGCGUGUACGAGUACGUUCUCUACGAAGGGGACAACGUUUCCGGGAACUUCGUUGUCGUCGAUCACGACAUCUUCUGGAACUCCGAUCACCCCGGCAUCGACUUCAUCGUGACAUCUCCUGGAGGCAAUGCGGUGCACACAUUGAAGGGAACACCUGGGCAAAAAUUUGAGUUUAAGGCCCCACGAAGUGGAAUGUACAAAUUUUGUUUCCAUAAUCCUUAUUCAACACCAGAGACUGUCUCUUUCUACAUUCACGUGGGCCACAUUCCCAAUGAGCAUGACCUCGCUAAGGAUGAACAUUUGGACCCCAUAAAUGUUAAAAUUGCUGAGCUGAGGGAGGCAUUGGAAUCUGUUACAGCGGAACAGAAGUAUUUAAAAGCACGGGAUGCUCGCCAUCGUCAUACAAACGAGAGCACACAGAAGCGUGUGGUGUUUUACACAAUUGGAGAAUACACAAUGCUGGCCAUAGCAAGUGCACUUCAAGUUAUAUAUAUACGUCAGCUGUUCAGUAAGUCAGUUGGAUACAAUCGGGUUUGA